This is a messenger RNA of Ictalurus punctatus (channel catfish), 3447 nucleotides long. RefSeq names its product mRNA decay activator protein ZFP36L2. The record is from RefSeq and is a predicted model, not a curated record. Gene Ontology annotation, molecular function: mRNA binding; metal ion binding. The coding region runs from base 3 to 1478 and encodes 491 amino acids. The transcript is spliced from 2 exons. NCBI's taxonomy places the organism in Eukaryota, Metazoa, Chordata, Actinopteri, Siluriformes, Ictaluridae.
AUAUGUUGCGGGGAAAGCGAGCGGUUUGUGUUCUGUUCUCGCUUGGCACUUCACGGAGGGAGACAGGCAGCAAUAAUACAAAUAAAAACAGCAAUACAAACAACUCGCGUGUUUCUUCUUCUCGUUUCAGACCGUGUCUGGAAUUAGUUUGCUUCCCCCCCUUCUUCUCUCCGAACCAGUCGUGGCAAACUAAAAGCCUCGCUUUGCACUACGGGAUCUCGGUAGGUCCUCAAAUGAAAGAUCAACUGCGACUCAAAACUUCAGAAAUAGAAAUGUCUGCGACCAUCCUGUCCGGUUUCUACGACAUCGACAUGCUCUACAAGGACAAGAGUCUGAACAUGAACGCUCUCCAUCUCAACAGUAUGUUGGACAAGAAAGCGGUGGGGGCGCCGGUCACGGCCUCUGCUCUCGCCAACAACUGCACAUACGCGCAGGGAUUUCUCCGGCGCAACUCCGCGAGCAACGUUGACUGCACAAACAACGGCAACAAGUACUCAGCGACAUGCUACAGCAACAUGAAGGAGAGCUCGGCCAGCACCGCCAUCAUGAACAAGGAGAACAAGUUCCGUGAGCGCGCGUACAGUGAGACGGGCGAGCGCAGUCAGCAGCUGCAGGCGCUGCAGCAGAAGCCCGGCUCGCAGAUCAACUCGACCCGCUACAAGACCGAACUAUGCCGACCUUUCGAGGAGAACGGCGCCUGCAAGUACGGCGAGAAGUGCCAGUUUGCGCACGGCUACCACGAGCUGCGCAGCUUGUCUCGCCACCCCAAGUACAAGACAGAGCCGUGCCGCACCUUCCACACCAUCGGCUUCUGUCCGUACGGCCCGCGCUGCCACUUCAUCCACAACGCCGAAGAGCGCAGACCCGCGCCGGCCAACGCCAACACCAGCGUGCCGCCCGAACUGAAGGCGAGCCGGGACCCGAUUCAGCAACAGGCUGCUGUCGCUGCUUUCCGAGACAGACCCAAACUCCACCACAGCCUCAGCUUCUCAGGCUUCUCCACACAACAUGGACUGGAUUCUCCUCUCACUGAAAGUCCCACAUCCCGCACUCCUCCGCCGGCUUCUUCCUCCGACUCUUGCCGAUCCAGCGGGCCUUUUUUCGAAGACGUUUUAGCGCCGAGCGCUAACGGCGCCUUCUCCUCGUUCGCCACUGCGCAGGACCUGAAGGCGCUGCUCGCUCCUCUCGCCGUGCACGCACAUGGCGGCUACCAGUCAAACCCCGCUUACUACAGCAACUUUCAGACCGCCAUGGGACCCCCUUCCCCGCCCUACAGCAGCCUCGGGCACUUGCAGGCCCUGCAGCGCCUGUCCGAGUCGCCGGUGUUCGACUCGCCCCCCAGCCCAUACGACUCCAUGUCGGACCGCGACAGCUACGCCAGCGGCUCUUCAGGAAGUCUCAGCGGCUCCGAGUCGCCCAGCUUGGAGGCCGGGAGACGUUUGCCAAUCUUCAGCAGGCUGUCGAUUUCUGAUGAUUAAAUGUUAGCGUGGUUGUUGUGGGGUGGGGGUGUUUCUCGUUAUUUUGGUUUGCUUUGUAUGGGAUUUUGCCCCGUUCUUUAUUUCUUUAACGGACUGGAGGACUUCCUAAAGUUAACCGUUAUUAAAAUGGCGUCUCAUCAGCGACGUGUAAACUAGACGGACUUUAAAGAAACAACCAAGGGCAGGCGACUCGUCAGAGCCUUGGUGUGGCAUUAGAGGGUUUCCCCCCCCCGUAUUUGUUUCAUUUUUUUCUGCUCGAACCGAUAGCUAUGAAAGUAGAUAUCGACCGAAGGCAUUCCACCGGUGACUUUGACCAGCAUACAGUCGCAGUGUUUUGGCUUAUGAGACCAUCACACUUUUCCGGAGACAUGGGUUUUUGUGCACAAAACUUUUGAACGUGAAAGAUGGGGAGAUUUAAGAUGUCUCUUUUUUUCUCUCCCCCCCCCCCUCCAAUCCUACCAAGAAUAUGCCUUGACAAAGUUCGCAAAAUAGCCUGUAUGCGCUUCUGUAAGCUUAAAAAAAAAAAAAAAAAAAAAAAAAAAAAAACUUCCAUUCCAAAAGUUGAAGCAGUUUUGUCAGUCACAGCGACACCCAGUGGUUCGGUUGGGUUAGUUUAGUGUUGUUGCUUAGCUGAAGCACUCUUGUUUGGUCUGUUGGGAAAAUCACUGCUGAUGGUUGAAUAUAUUAUAUAUAUUUUUUUAGCUGUUUUGAGCGAUUACAUAGCAGUACAUAACUGGCUAUGACCUAUUUAACUUAUUUAUUAUCUUGUGAAAAGUAUAGGAUACAUUGGUAAUUGUGUCCAUACUGUAUUUAUCAAGUAUGUUGAAGCAAUAGAUCUAUAUUCUUUUAUUAUGUUUAAAUUAUGAUCGCCAUUAUUAAUCUACAUAAAGUGGAGUGUAUGUUCUUUUUCACAGUAAUAUAUUUUUGUUUGGUCUUUCUUUUGUAACUUCACUUCGUUAUUUUAUUGUAAAUGAGUAAAAAAAAAAAAACUUAAUUUAAGAGAUUGUAUGUGAUAUUUAUUUCAUUAAUUUGGUUUCCUUGUUUACGUACAUUUAAGAAAAAAAACCAUUUGCUUGAUUUGCCGUUUGUUGGUAUGUUGACUUUUUUUUCCAACUUCUUUUUGAAAAUCCAUAGAUGUGUCUCUUUUUUUUUUUUAAUUUAAUUUUUUUUAAGCUAUGUCUAUAGAAUGUAUAAACCAUGUGGUUGUCAAAACACCGUCCAGACUAGUAGUGAUCAUUCUUUAAGAAGUCAGACUUGUGUGACAAUGAUCCCAAGUGAAUAAAUUAACCAAAAAAGUAUUUUCUUUUCUUUUCCUUUCAUUGUAAUGCACAGAGCCAGGCUAGGACUCAUGCCACGUGCUUUUGAGAAUGUAGCAACCCCAAGCCCCAGUAUUACUGCCUUAGUGCCUAAGGGGUCCACCACCAUACAUGCCUUAUUAUUAACCAAAUAAAGUAUUUUGAUACAAGUCAUUGUUUUACACAUACAGAAACUGAAUGUAGGUUUGAAUUUGAACUUUCUGGAAGGUGGUUACCACUUGUCAAAAGAGGGGCCUUGGAGCAACCAGCAAAGACCCCCCCCAACCUUUUGUUUCUUUGAAACUCCCCAUUCCUAUAGACUUUAGUUGGAUUCUUUGUUUUCUUGAUCGCCUUUUGAUAUGGUAUUGGUCUAAGGGUUCUGAACUUGCUGGACAGAGAAAAGGUUGGAACAAUGCUUGUACAUAGUAGGUACAGGGGCUGGGCACUAUGUACAUUUUCUUGACUACUUUAUCAGAAGUAAAGCUUUUUGAAUGUAACUUAAAAUGGACAAAAAAGACGACGAGUUAUACUUGUUUUUUUGUGGGUUUUUUUUUUUUUUUUUUUGAGGGGGGGGAUGUCGGGGAGUCAGUUCACUACAAGUUGCUUGUGAGACUGUUAACUUUGUACUGUAAAUUUUUUUGUAGUUCUACCAAUAAAAUUAUUUGGAAAAAAUA